This is a messenger RNA of Suricata suricatta (meerkat), 1141 nucleotides long. RefSeq names its product ribosomal protein S27 like (gene RPS27L). The coding region runs from base 810 to 968 and encodes 52 amino acids. Gene Ontology annotation, biological process: ribosomal small subunit assembly; translation. Gene Ontology annotation, cellular component: cytosolic small ribosomal subunit; ribosome. The transcript is spliced from 4 exons. Gene Ontology annotation, molecular function: RNA binding; structural constituent of ribosome. The record is from RefSeq and is a predicted model, not a curated record. NCBI's taxonomy places the organism in Eukaryota, Metazoa, Chordata, Mammalia, Carnivora, Herpestidae.
ACGCCUCCGCGGGCUCGGGGUCGCUGCCGAACACGGUUCGGUGGUGCUGAUUGCGCAGCUCCUCCGCGCGUGGCGGACUUGUUGGGACUUGCCUGGACAGCGCGGCGCUUAGGGCCCUGCUUGGGCGUGGAGCCCGGGGCCGCCCUGGGCUUAGGUCUGAGUCCCUGGCUAGGGACACCUCCUCGGUAACACUCAGCCUUUUAGGGUUUGGGUGGGCGCCCGUGAGGCUUGUAGUCUUUGGAGUCAUUUUGCUCUCCUUGCGCUUGGUGGUUUUCCUCCCUCUCGGAAGCGAUUUUCUGCUUUCCUUUUUCAAAACUGACUUCGCAGUUACCUUACUUGUUAACACCAUCAAGGACAGUCAGGCUUUAGCCGCUCAGAGUUCCUGUCAGAUCAGAUGCUGAACCCUGGGGACAGAAAUUACCCAAGGGUUGUCACUCUCCGGUCUACCUCAGCGAUUUCUACUCUCAGCGGGUGCAACGGUUGGGGUCAAGUUCUUACUUAGCCCCGCAGUUUUGUUUAUAUUGGAGACUGUUACUUAGUGGACCAAAAAGGAACGGGAUUAACUUUACCAUAUGCUUCUUGAUCGUCAUAGAGUUACUUUACUGGGACCUGGAGAAUACAAGCAUUCUAAAAAGUAUUGAUUAAAGUUAACAGGCUAAAAAAAAAAAAAAAAAGAAGAAGAAGAAAAAGAAAAAUAUCUGACGUAUUGCGUUUGCUGAUUGGCUAGAGAUUUACUCCACCCAUCCUUGGAAGAGGAAAAGAAAAAACAUAAAAAGAAACGGCUAGUUCAAAGCCCAAAUUCCUAUUUUAUGGAUGUAAAAUGUCCAGGUUGCUACAAGAUUACCACGGUUUUCAGCCAUGCUCAGACAGUGGUUCUUUGUGUAGGCUGUUCAACAGUGUUGUGCCAGCCGACAGGAGGAAAGGCCAGACUCACAGAAGGGUGUUCAUUUAGAAGAAAGCAACACUAAUGAUCCACACCACCUCUUGAAUUUGUGUUAUAUCGCAGAAAGCCUUAUCAGUUCAAUAAUUCCAGUUAAUCUACCAAGAUAAUGUAAUUACGUUUAAUUUUGUAAGGUAUACCACAGUCAUCUCCUAUUUUGGUGUCAGUUUUUCAAUAAAGUUUUGAUUAUGGGCAAAUUUC